Perca flavescens (yellow perch) is the source of this 636-nucleotide messenger RNA. RefSeq names its product synaptonemal complex central element protein 3 (gene syce3). The transcript has 3 exons. Gene Ontology annotation, biological process: synaptonemal complex assembly; reciprocal meiotic recombination; spermatogenesis. The record is from RefSeq and is a predicted model, not a curated record. NCBI's taxonomy places the organism in Eukaryota, Metazoa, Chordata, Actinopteri, Perciformes, Percidae. The coding region runs from base 174 to 467 and encodes 97 amino acids.
AAUUUAUCUUGGCUAACGUCGGAAGUUACAUCAUCACGUUUUAAAAGUAAUUGCGUCGUUUUUUUCUUAAGUUAGCGCGAGAAGAACUUUCUAUUUCAAACUAAUGUCAAUUUACUGAAGAACGAGAACAGCUCUUUAUCCUUAUAAAAGCCAUAUGCCGGUUUGAAAUUCAGAUGGCCGAUUUAUCUUUGCUCCCCGAGCUUCCGCUGAACAUCAACGACGACGUGUUGGAGCUGAACAAGGAUUUGGAGAGAAUUAUAGAAGACGUUGAAAAUAUAUCAGUGCAGCUGACUUGGAUGGCUUAUGACCUGGUGGCGCUGCGGACCAGUCCUGAGCUGGGGGCCGCUAUGGAGAAACUGGAAGAAGCCUAUCCUAGAUGCUUUGCUGUUGUCUGUGGAGACCAAAAACAGGAGCCAGAGAUGGACAUGUGUCCUGACUCUACUGCCACUACACCUACUCAGAUGUGAUUUCAGAGUUUUUAGUUUACAAGAAUACAUCACUGAGCUGAAGUGGAAAUGCUUGAUAAAGCUUGUAAAUGUUGUUUCAAAGUAAAUGCUAAAGCUCUGUUUUAAUGUUUACUGUGCUAUGGAGAAGCAGGUCUUUGGACUGCUGUUUCUGCUCUAAGCCACACUGUAA